Molecule: messenger RNA, 987 nt
Organism: Saccostrea cuccullata (small rock oyster)
Lineage: Eukaryota; Metazoa; Mollusca; Bivalvia; Ostreida; Ostreidae
Exons: 2
Coding region: 1-987 (328 amino acids)
Biological process (GO): DNA integration
Molecular function (GO): nucleic acid binding
Source: RefSeq, a predicted model, not a curated record
AUGAAGAAGAAGAAGGAAGUGGAAGACAUUUUAAAAGAGAUUUAUUACGAUCCCAAGAGAGGGUAUGGAAGCAUACAGACUUUGUAUCGUCAGGUCAAAAGUCUGGGGCAUAAGAUUUCCUUAAACACCAUACGAGAAUGGUUAAAAGAGCAAGAUACCUAUACCUUACAUAAACCCAUUCAUAGAAAAUUCCGGAGACAACAGACCAGAGUGACGGAUAUAGAUGAACAAUGGCAAUUAGAUUUAGCCGAUGUGUCCAGUUUAAAGAAACACGAUGACGGCUAUACGUUUUUAUUGUGUGCCAUUGACGUCUUAUCUAAAUAUGCUUGGGUGGUGCCUUUAAAACAGAAAACGGGAAAAGAUAUGAUUCGAGGAUUACAAGAGAUUUUCCGACAAGACGGUCGACGCCCCGUCCGCAUUCAAUCGGAUCAAGGCAAAGAAUUUACCAAUCGAGAAUUCUUACAGGCUUUUAAAUCCAUUCAUUUCUUUACCACUCGCAAUACGGACACCAAAGCCAGUAUCGUGGAACGAUUUCAGAGAACCCUCAAAGCACGCAUGUGGCGGUAUUUCACUCGGGAUAAAACAAGACGGCAUUUAGAGGUCUUACCGGAUUUAGUACAUCACUUAAAAAACCCAAGUUUAAAACAGGAGAUAAGGUCCGCAUCAGUAAAGCCAAACGCACUUUUGAAAAAGGAUAUUUACCGAACUGGACCACGGAAAAUAUUUACCAUUGCUCAAGGAGUCCCGGGUCGGUAUCCUUACGUGUAUCGAGUACAGGAUUACAACAAGGAGGAAAUAGAAGGGACUUUUUACGAGAAAGAAUUACAACAGAUCAUUAAAAAAGACGACGUGUACGAAGUGGAGGAAAUCUUGGGGUAUAAAAAGCGACGAGUCGGGAAGAAAAUCAUUCAAGAAGUCAAAGUCAGGUGGAAAGGAUAUCCCCCUAGUUUCGAUUCAUGGAUUCCUCAAACGGAUCUCAUCCAGUAA